Messenger RNA from Achroia grisella, 1113 nucleotides. RefSeq lists its product as uncharacterized. Bases 1 to 1107 code for a protein of 368 amino acids. The record is from RefSeq and is a predicted model, not a curated record. Lineage: Eukaryota; Metazoa; Arthropoda; Insecta; Lepidoptera; Pyralidae. The transcript is spliced from 2 exons.
AUGGAGCGCGCGGUUGUGUUACUAGGGCUGGUCUCAGCAAUAGUUGCAGAGGCACCUUAUCAUUUACCACGGCCUGCACCGCAAGUGCCUGCGUUCCACUAUCCGUCAGCACCUGCGCCUCCAUCACAACCUUCGCGACCUCAUCCACAUUUCCCAUCGCAGCCAACACCCCACCUACCGUCUCCACAACCCAAUUUCAACUUAGGUUACAAUUACGAACGACCAAGCGUACAACCAGCGUUUGUCCAACCACCACAGCCACAGAUCCAGUACAACUCUCCGCCUCAACAAAUUCAUCGACCACACUCAACAUAUUCGCAACCUCAACAAGCAUUGUCGCAAUCUUACCCUCAGCCUCAACCUAUAUCCCAUUAUCCUCAACCUAGUCAUUCAUACGGUUUGCCACAACUGCAAAUAGCUCCGCGACCUGCCCAACAACCUAUUCCACAAAUUCAACAACAUGUUCCGCAAAUUGCGCCACAACAUAUUUAUUCCCAACCUCAGCCUCAAUUUCAACCACAACCUCAACCGCAACCAGCUCAAGUAUAUCAACCAGCUGCAUAUCAGCAGCAGCAGUUCAACUCUCAACCCGGAUAUUCGUACCAACAGCCUCACCCUAUCCAGGCACUCCAGCAGCUACCUCUUCAAGCUCACUCAUUAAACAGCGGUAUCUCAUCGUCUCUUUCAAGUUACCAAGCAGAUUCUAACCAGUACAGAGGUUCACACGACCAGACUCAUAAUGAAGCAUUAGAUUCAGUUGUAAUCGAUCAUUUGCAACAUAUUAUAAGGGAAGACGAGCAUAGCUUAGCAAAGAGUGCAGGAUAUCAGUCACUUGUCUCAGGAAUAUCUUUGGAGAAUGCUAAACCUAGCGUAGAGAUAUCGUCCUUUAUACAAAACUCUCCUUUGGGGAGAAAUCAAAAUACAGGUCCUUCAGAGUCACACAGAUCAAUUAGCUCAUCCACAGCGGUUGCAGUGUCGGGCCCAUCUGUGGAUUAUGGAUUACCGUCGAUCACAGCUAACAGUCAAUCUAGUCACGGCAGUUCAUCUUCUAGUUUCGUGCCUCAAACGCACUCUGGUAUAUCAUACGGAGCACCAAGUCAACAUUAAACUAGA